UGAAAAGUAUAAUACAUAUUACAUAGCAUAAGAAAGAUACAGGACAUAUCUAUGAAUUGUUAAUAUUCAAAUAAGAAUAAAUAUGAAAACACAUUUCAAUAGAUAUUGUUAUCGUUUCUCACUCGUAUUAGUUUUGUAAAAUCAUCAUGAAAAACAUGUUUAUACAUGAUGACAUUAGCUUUUUUUUUAUACGCAUCCCCACUUUGCACAUACAUUUUAACAUGUAACGCUAAUACCAUGAAUAGUCUCAUCAGAAUCCUUGUACGUAGCAUACGUUCUAACGCAAUUCGCAAGACACAAUUUAUGCAACGUACUUUAUCGAAUUAAUCUACACGGAAUUAUACAUAAUAUACGACAUUUAUAAUGACCACCUUAAACACAAGUCUUGUAGACCCUGAACUUUUCAAAAUUUUUGCAUUUUGGGGAAGUGUACUUGCUUUAAAAUUACUCGCGAUGACACCAUUAACGGCACGCUUCAGAUUUAAGAAUUUGGCAUUUGCAAACAUCGAGGAUACAAAAAUAUUAAAAGGAUCAAAAGUUAAUACCAAUGAUCCCGAAGUUGAACGCGUACGCAGAGCACAUUUAAAUGAUUUGGAAAAUAUACUUAUAUGGUAUAUUGUUACAUUCGCUUGGUUGACCACAGGACCUUCUACAUGGUUAGCUUCAAUGUUAAUUAGGGCUUUUGUAAUUGCUAGAUUUGUUCACACAGUGGUAUAUGCUAUUUUCCCAAAACAACCUCAUAGAGCACUAGCCUUUUUUGUAGGUUUUGGCAUUACUGCAUAUCAAGCAUUUAGUACUCUGUUAUACUAUUUGUAAUUUCAAUGUUAAGAUUUCAUUUUUGUUUUGAUAUAUUCUUUAUUAAGAAUAAUAUUUGAUAUUAUUCUAUAUUGUUUAUUAAUGCUGUAGUUACUAAUAAAAUAUAUCAAGAAAUUCUA
Bombus huntii is the source of this 935-nucleotide messenger RNA. Its product is annotated as microsomal glutathione S-transferase 1-like. The record is from RefSeq and is a predicted model, not a curated record. Bases 364 to 816 code for a protein of 150 amino acids. The transcript is spliced from 2 exons. Lineage: Eukaryota; Metazoa; Arthropoda; Insecta; Hymenoptera; Apidae. Gene Ontology annotation, cellular component: membrane.